Molecule: messenger RNA, 4814 nt
Organism: Pangasianodon hypophthalmus (striped catfish)
Lineage: Eukaryota; Metazoa; Chordata; Actinopteri; Siluriformes; Pangasiidae
Gene: zc3h18
Product: zinc finger CCCH-type containing 18
Exons: 19
Coding region: 631-3987 (1118 amino acids)
Molecular function (GO): metal ion binding
Source: RefSeq, a predicted model, not a curated record
UGUCGGGUUUUGAUGACGUCAGAGUUAUGGCUGCUCUCACGGUGCCGUGCAGGGCUUGUGCGUUUCUCCGCUAAAGAAAAUUUAGAAAAUCGUCAAAGAUAUCGUUUAGAUAUCGCCACUGAGGGAGAGAGACCGGGUAACUCCCAACACCGAGACCGUGUCUCCACGACGCUGUGGUUUGAAAGGUGACCGAAUGUGUUUUAAGCGUUCUCAGGUUUUUUCUUUUCUGUUUUCUUUUUUUUUUUUUUUUGGUGAAAGUGCGCUUUAUUGUUGUGGGUAAUGAAGCUGACCAGUUUGGAUCAGAGAAGCUCAGCUCCUGCUCGGCAGAAAGACGUAAACACCGCUACUAACGCCAAAGAGUUUCUCUUCGGUUACUUAAUGAACGUAGUUUGAAGUUAAUUUUCGCCUUUUGUCCAUGUUGUCGUCCGUAAUAAAGUGCGGGCCGCGUUCGGGCCUGCUGCUGCGGGCUAGCCAGCUAAGCUACUCCACCGCCAGAGAAACCACAGACGGCUCCUCAUUGGCAAAUAAGCUAGCUAAGCUAGCCAGCUAGUCGGCUAGCUUGAAAAUUGACGUUUUGGUCGUCCAUCUCAUGUCACUUGCCAUAAAACCUAGCAGGCAGGUUGUGUACUGAUGGACACCCCUGAGAGCCCCGCUCAGUCUCCUCAAUCCCCUGAUGAGGAGGAAAAAGGCUUCUCUGACAGUGAACUUCUGGAGUCGCCGGAGUCCCCUGCAGAGGAAGGCAACAGGGUUUCUGAUAGCGAGUUACUGAAUGACGGAGAAGGAGACGCAGACUCAGAUUUUGAUGAAGAGCGGGUUGAGUUGGGUGGUGGGGCUCAAGAGGACAUUUCUGACUUAGAAGAUGACAAAAUGGAUAGAGGUGGAAGGGUCCACCAGCAGGAGAGUGCCAUGCUGGAAUGCAGGCAGCGCAUGAGCCGAUCAGCUGAACAGGAAGAAGAGGAGGAGAUCCUGGAGACACCCAGAUCCCCAGACCCUGAUUCCCCAGAGCCAGAGCUGGAUCGGCCGUUCACCCCUGCUGAUGGAGAACAGGAGGAUGUCAGGCAGGAAGACGAGGAUGAUGGAGGAGAGGUGACCACCAGGUCCAGCUUGAGUCGCCAAGAGCUGGACGAAGAGGAUGAUGAAGAGGAGGAAAGGAGACGAAGAAGACUUAUGGUAGUUAGCGAUCUGAAGCAGGAUUCGCCCUCCGUGUCCAGAGAUUUGGACGAGCACGAGCUCGACUAUGAUGAAGAAGUGCCAGAGGAGCCUAGCACAGCCGCGCCAGAGGAAGAGGACACAGAGAAGGGGCCUGCCACAGAGGAUGGGAAUGAAGAUGAGGAGGAAAAAGAUGAGGAGGAGAAGAAGAGAAAGAAGGAGAGGAACCUGAUCUUGCCCCCUGAUGCUCAGUCUAAAAAAUCUGAAGACACAAGAGGCCAAGAGAGGGCUAGGAGGGAUUCUUUCCGCGAUAAAAAGAAAGAUGAAGAUGAUGGAGAGAUUGAUGAAGGAGAGAUUGACGAUGAUGAUCUUGAGGAAGGUGAAGUAAAGGACCCCACAGACAGGAAAAUCCGCCCCAGACCUAUCUGCAGGUUCUUUAUGAAAGGUAACUGCACUUGGGGCAUGAUCUGUAGGUUUAUCCACCCAGGAGUCAAUGACAAAGGCAACUACUCCCUCAUCUCCAAGCCAGACCCCUUCUCUCCAAACGGAGCUCCUCCUGGAGGUGGAGGCCCUCACCCGCUCAUGCCCUCCAACCCCUGGACCGGUCCUCCUGUAGAGGAGUUGCCUCCUCCUCCCCUGCCCGCGGAACCUCCAGUGGAGAGUGCUUGGGAAAGAGGUCUCCGACAUGCCAAAGAGGUAUUAAAGAAAGCCACAAUACGCAAAGAACAGGAGCCUGACUUUGAGGAAAAACGCUUCAAUGUUACCAUUGGUGAAGAUGAAUGGGAAUUUGACAAAGAAAACGACUUCUUCAGGGAACGAGGCUAUCGCAUUACUAGGGAAAUCAGAGAUCCUGGUGAAGUGGACUUCAGAGACCCAGUAUAUGGUGACCCAUAUGGUGAUCCUUAUUAUGACUAUGAAAUGGAGGCUUUCUGGAGAGGUGGCCAGUAUGAGAACUUCAGAGUACAGUACACAGAGACCCCUCUGCCAUACCACUACAGUGAUCGGGAGAGAGAUCCCCGUGAGCGGCACAGAGAGAGGGAGCGCGAGCGCGAGAGAGAUCACCGUGAGCGAGAGCGCAGGCAGAGGGAGCGUGAGAGGGAGCGAGAACGGGAGCGUGAAAAAGAGCGGUUGCGCAGAAAGGAAGAGUGGGAGCGUGACCGACUGAAACGAGACGAGAAAGAAGGAAGACCCAGAGAACGGCCAUUAAGGGAACCACGUGAGAAGAAAGAAGAGAAGGACAAGCCUCUUAAACCCCGUUCACCUAUCAGUAUGCCACCCAGAGGGCCAAUGGAGUCACAGCCAAAGAAGGAGACAGUGCCCAUGGUGAAACGGCCAGAUGAAUGGAAGGACCCCUGGCGCAGGUCAAAGUCUCCAAGGCGAAGGCCUGGCCUCAUGGGGUCCCCACCCCGCGGACGCAGGCGGCAUAGGCCCUCUGGCUCAUCUGUGUCACUCUCUAACUCAUCACGGUCAUCGUCGCGGUCUUCUUCAUACACAGGUUCCGGUUCCUCCCGCUCGAGGUCACGCUCACGGUCACGGUCUUCAUCUCUCAGCUCUUAUUCCACCCACUCCUCCCAACGUAGCUCUUUUACAGGCAGCCGUUCCAGAUCGAGAUCCUACUCGUCAUCUCCCUCCCCUACGCCUUCCGCCCAGAGAAACACAGGCAAAAAUAAAGCAGAGCCGCCUCCUGGAGCAGUGAAAGGCCACCCGCUGAAGCCUGGUACGCUGCCCCCUCCUCGCAGGGAUAAGGGCCCCUCCAAGAAGAUGCCCAGUCCCUCAUUGCCAGGCAAACCUCUGAAACCUUUAGCGGAAGGAGUUAAACCCCCCAACCUCCGUGAUGUGGGCAGACCAGCUGCACCAAGAGAACCAGCAAAACCACCCAAUGUGAGGGAGGGCCGCAGGAAAGAACGGCAGCCACACGAUCCUCGCAGGAGGACAUUAAGUGGCAGUGUGAGUGGCAGUGGCAGCAGUUAUUCAGGCUCCAGCUCUCGCUCCAGAUCUCGAUCCUCUUCCGCCUCUCUUUCUCGCUCUCGGUCUGGAUCCCACAAGUCCAGGUCUCUGUCAGUGAGCAGCGUGUCAUCAGUGUCAUCUGCCUCCUCCAGCAGCAGCUCGGUGCGCAGUGCUGAUUCUGAUGAUAUGUAUGCUGAUCUGGCCAGCCCUGUGUCCUCAGCAAGCUCCCGUUCACCCACUCCAGGUCACACGCGCAAAGAGAGAGGACUUCCACGAGACAGGGAUACCAAUAAAGACAGAGGAAAACCCACAAAGAAAGAUGAGACCUUUAAAGAUGAAAGGAAAAGGGUUGAUCAGUCUGCACCCCAGCCUAAAGCUGACUCUGGCAUGCCCAGAUCCGCGCCUGGAAACCGAGGGCACCCGAUGAACGCGCCACCCAUGGGUCCUGCAGGGGGCUAUGGUUCACAUAAGGACAUUAAACUCACCUUACUCAACAAGCAACAAGCAGACAGAAGCAAUAGAAAGAGGUACUUCCCUGCAGACAAAGACAGACCAACAUCUCCUCUCAGCAAGAGAAUGGCACUAUCUCCUGAAAGAGGUCGAGACAGGAGGCCAGGACGUUCCCCACUCUCACCUAGAAUGGACAGGCCCAGAGGUCAGGGUCCUCGGCCCAUGCCUCCACAGGGAGACAGGAAGCGUCCCCAGUCCCCACCACCUAAGUCUUCUGGGAAAAACCUCACAUCAUCAGCUGGUAAAUCUCCAGCCCCUGCACCAGGUUCAGGCUCAGGCAAACCAAGCAGCACUCUGUCCCGCCGUGAGGAGUUGCUGAAGCAGCUAAAGGCCGUGGAAGAUGCCAUCGCCCGCAAGAGGGCUAAAAUCCCGGGGAAAUGAAGAAUAGGCCAGAACCCGCAACAACUGGCUUCCAAGCCAUCAGACACCGAGGACACCCAGCGUUGUUUAGAAGUGGAUAAAAAAUGGUCAUUGUGUUUAAAAUCACAGACAUCCAAGUAGCUCACAAAGACCACUGCUACAUUAUUCGCACAUUUCCCCUCAGCGAGAGGUUGUCUACAUUUUAUAUUGAUGUGAUAUUGUAGUGGAGUGACAGUUCACUCUUAAUCUGUUAUUGCAAGAAGAUGGAAGCUUUACUGUAGUGUCUCUAUGCUGAGAAAAAUGUACUAUUGAGUUCUUUCUCUCCCUCUGUCUCGCUCUCCCUCUUAUUCACUUUUUGUUAAUAGUCCAUGUCAUGGUCAUUUGAUCCAAGACUAAAGAUUGUGAUCAUCAAGAAAGGACUGCCUUACUGAGAGUGACUUCCUUUGUGCACACACCUCCUGUCGAGCUUAACUUUUGACACUCUGAAGACCUCGAGGUUCCUGUGUUCCCAUCUUAACCAGUGAGCUCUCUCCAGUUCUGUAUGUUUAGCAUUUCCUGACUGUGUUCUGUUUCUGACUGUGUACAAAUAUUAUAAGCCAGUUGAGGAAAAACACCUCUUAAAGUGUAUGAAACUAGAGAACAAAUGACAGUGAUGUGAUGUAUUGCUUUUAUAAGACUGCAUUGGUUUUUGUCCCCUAGCUCUUCACGUAAAAAUUGUAUUUUAUUUUGUUCCUUAUUUUUAGGUGAGUGUGAGAGUCUGUCUUUGGGACACUCUGAGAUAAGGAAGAAUAAUAUCUUGCUUUUUGUGACAGAGAAAGCUUCUAAAUAAACUAUUUUGAUAAAGAGAA